AUGCAAAAUCAAGGCAAUGCCCAGCAAGCGGGCUACAACAACGGUCAGACGAACGCAAACGCUAACAACGGCCAAGCAACAAACAAUAACGCUCAAGCCAACAACGGACAGGCGACAAACAACGCCCAAGCAAACAACGGCUACAACAACGGGCAGGCGAACAAUGGCUACAACAAUGGCCAAGCGGCAGCAAACAAUGGCUAUAACAACGGCCAGGCGGCGGCCAACACCGGUCAAGCUGCAGCGAACAAUAAUCAAGCUGCGGCCAACAACGGCCAGGCUGCGGCAAAUAAUGGACAAGCUACAGCGAACAACAACCAAGCUGCGGCUAACAACGGACAGGCGGCAGCCAACGCCGGUCAAGCAACCAAUAACGCUCAAGCAGCGGCAGCCAACAAUGGGGCUCAGACUGGUAAUGCCCAGGCUGGCAACGCCGCACAACCUGCCGCUGCUGUCCCUGCUGCCGCAGCAGCUGCAGCCCCUGCCGUCGCUGUACCUGCCGCUGCCGCCGCUGCAUCUGCUGCCGCUACUUCCAGCCCAGUAGCCUCGCAGUCGCCGCAGGCCACUCAAGGCGUACCCUCUGUCGCGAUACAACAGUCAGACGCGACUUCGAAUGGCGGUGUAAUUGGCUCGGGCUCGCACACCGUGCCUAUCGCCGCCGUCGUCGCUGCCGGUAUCGUCGUUCUCAUUCUCGCCAUCGUAGCCGCCUACCGCACUUACCGCUGGGUCUUCCGAAGACGCCAGAGUCGACGCCAGCGCCUUGAGGAGGAGAACGGCGGCCUAUCACCCGAGGAAGAGAAGAAGCGCGGGGACGAGCGCAAGAGACGGACGUUCAUGAGCCAGUAUUAUGGCGCUUUGCCCGGUCGUCCCGGACCGAAUGGACUCGCUGUCCUCAGUACACUCCAGACAGAAGCUCAUUCUACGACUAUGCUCAUCGAUCCUGCCAAUGAUCCGAGCAAGAGCCCUGUACAUUCGAGAUCGAACAGCUUUGCCUACGAGUCGAACUCAUCUGUCAAUCUGCACGAUGGCGCAUCUGAUUCCGAAUCGCGAUCCGGAUCACGCGAACGGUCCCAGGAGCGUGGCCGACCGCUCACGAUGACGACGGACAUGCUCAGAAAGGGAGGCUCACGCGCAUCUCUCGCGGUCCACCAGAUGCCGUCCAGUCGAUCUUCGGCUCAGCUGCCGUCCCGCGAGUCUUUCAGCUACGGCAACCUCUACGAUGCACGUCGCGGUACGCAGACUUCUCUUUAUGCAGCUUCAGUGCACAGCAAUACGCCUUCAUCUAUCUAUGGCGGCCUUUCCGGCAUGUCACACAGCAACCUGGCCGGUGUCACGCAGCCUCGUCGCGUCACUGGCGCACCUCACGCACCCCACAAUCGUAUCGAAAUAGUACCACCCCAGCCACUUGCACAGAACAGCAAUCUCAUCGUCUUGUCGCCAGUCGAAAUACAAGCACCGACAUUCUACACGCCCGAGCGACCUGUGAGCGACGAUACGGAAGAACUUGCCGGAUCGACUGAGGAUGGCAAACAGAACCAGCCCGAAUGGUUCAUCGCUGCGCAGAAAGAGAUCAAGCAGGCUGAAGAAGCACGCAAGGCAGCAGAAUCGGCGCAGAAGCAACUCGAUCAAUCGUUACCCUCUGCUUCACGGUCUCGACAGACCGCAAUCGACUCCACCGCAUUCAAAGUUGCAAGUGAUCGUACCCGUCAGUCGAGCAAAGACGGUCUCAUGCUGCCACCGCCAUCAAAACCCAUCAAGCCUUCCAGCUCGGAAUCAUCAUUGCGUGUCAAGUCUGCUUCAGAGAUGUACAAGAUCAAAGCGCGAAAGUCUCAGGAGGAUCUCAUCCUCAAAGCAAAAGGCGACAGCGUCAUUCGCGUCAGCACGGGCACCGAGGUCAAGUCUGUCAAUGCGCCGCGCUCGCCUCUCGAGCAGCUUGCACUCCAGUUGGCCGGUGCUAGCGAGGGGAAGAAGCAGAAAGACACGAUAUCGAAGGCCAAAAGAGAUGCUGUCGAGGAGUACCGGAGACGCAACGGAUGA
This is a messenger RNA of Mixia osmundae IAM 14324, 2037 nucleotides long. RefSeq lists its product as uncharacterized. The record is from RefSeq and is a predicted model, not a curated record. NCBI's taxonomy places the organism in Eukaryota, Fungi, Basidiomycota, Mixiomycetes, Mixiales, Mixiaceae. The transcript is spliced from 2 exons. Bases 1 to 2037 code for a protein of 678 amino acids.